Messenger RNA from Trichoderma gamsii, 1296 nucleotides. RefSeq lists its product as hypothetical. The coding region runs from base 1 to 1296 and encodes 431 amino acids. The transcript has 2 exons. Lineage: Eukaryota; Fungi; Ascomycota; Sordariomycetes; Hypocreales; Hypocreaceae. The record is from RefSeq and is a predicted model, not a curated record.
AUGGCAGAUCCUCUUUUCUCUCCAGCAGCCUCAACUGCCUCGGCGACUUCCACGAAUCCGAAUACUCCGCGCUCGAGUGAGCUACAUGAAGGAAAUUCGCAAGCAGAUCAAGGAAAUGUCGAUACUGGCUGUCAAGCGGUGGCGAUUGAUGCCGCGCCUUCAUCACCUUCAUUGCCUUCAUCGCCAGAGUCGCCUAGGACGAGAAUUCAAGAUAUCCAACCGACAUGGCCCAGUAAAAUAGACCGCACGAAAAUACGCGCAGAGGCUUGCUGGCUUGACCAAACCAUGGAUAAUGUCUUGCUAGAUAUACACUGGGCUGGACAGCAUGGCCGCGCAUUUUUGAAACUUCACACAACCUUGCACCUGGAGGGCGCACCUGGUGCUUCUCGGCAUGGCCUCGUAAACGCCUACAUCUUCAUAUAUCCAGAGCGAAUACGCCAGCUUUCAUUCACCUCACAGCCCCAAUAUUCACCUUUUGGCCCGCCUACCAUUGCUCUCACCUUUGAUCUUAGUAGACCACCUGCCCUCAUUCUCCCCAAGACAUACACCAGUUUUGGGCCUGGAGCAGAAGCCACGAUGCAAUCUCUUCGUAACCUUAUUCAACAGACAUAUUUCACCGUCUUCGCGUCUCUUCCAAGCAGAAUGCUCUCAUCAUCGUGGCUGCAGCAAUUUUGUCAAGACAUCACAGAGCACAAAUUCUCAACCAUUGCAGCUCUCGCAAACUUGAAGUCUCUGUAUCAAGGCCAUGGCGCUCGGGCGGUUGAAGGCGAUGGUCCGUUUGAAGCUGUUUGUGACCAGGGUAGUGCUGCUGCCCCUGUUGCCCUUGUUGCCCCAGAGCUCCCAGCUUAUGAAGAGGCCAACCCAAGUUUUCCUCCUUCACGAUCUACUAAGAGAAAAAGGUCUUAUGAUGAGAGCUCUGCGAUGGGGCAUGACUCCAAGUCGACGGGAAUUGCAGCUAUGCAAGCCCUCAUUGGAGACAUGCUCGAGGCAAAGCUCACCGCUCAUGAGCGCAGGGUGGGGGCGAUGCUGUCUGCGCAUGAGGACAAAGUCCAGGAGAUGCUAUCUGCUCACUUGUGCAAGGUAAAUGAGCAGUUGGCCAUCAACAACUACAGUAUCGCAGAUCAGAUUGAUGCUGUAGAGGAGCGGGUAAAGAGUGAUGUGGUGAAUGAGUUUACGGACACGAUCAACAACAGGAUACUUGAAGAGAUGGAGGGAGUGCAAGAAUCUGUCAUGGAGCAGAUUACUUCAAUGCCCUUGCAAGCUCACCUAACGUUUCCCAACCAUCCGUACCUUUAA